AUGAGUAGAUUUAACACUGAAUUACCUGAAUCUAUUCUAAAGGGACAACAAGAAAGACAUCUCUGCAACUUCAACUCAAAUCCGUUGGCACCUUAUUCUGCACCUAGCGUUCUUGUGCCGUUAAUUGUGGUGAUUGGAGCUACAAUGGCUAAAGAAGGCAUCGAAGAUUAUCGGCGAAGACAGCAGGAUGUAGAGGCAAACAAUCGGACGGUUGAAGUUUAUGACGGAAAUAGUUCUUUCAACGAAACCAAAUGGAAGAAUCUCCGUGUCGGUGACAUUGUUAAGGUGCAUAAGGAUGAAUAUUUUCCAGCUGAUCUACUCUUACUUUCUUCGGAAUAUGAAGACGGUGUUUGUUAUGUUGAGACGAUGAACCUCGAUGGAGAGACUAAUACAAAGUCGAAGCAUCCGUUAGAGGUAACAUCCUUCAUUCGUGAUGUAGAGACUGUUAAGGGAUUUAGAGCGGUGAUUAAGUGUGAGGAUCCAAAUGAACAUCUUUACUCAUUCGUUGGAACAUUGUACUACGAAUGUCAACAAUACGCACUUUCGCCACAACAAAUCCUUUUGAGAGGUACUAAACUGAAAAAUACUGAUUAUAUCAAUGGUGUGGUUAUCUUCACUGGACAUGAUACGAAAGUAAUGCAGAAUGCUAUGGACCCUCCUUCGAAGAGGACAAGGAUAGAGAGAAGGAUGGAUAGAAUAAUUUAUGUCCUUUUCAGUGCUUUGAUUUUGGUAUCAUUCGUAGGGUCUCUACUUUUCGGAAUUGAAACUAAAAAAGAUGGUGGCGAUUAUGGAAGGUGGUAUCUCCGACCGGAUAUCACGACUGUAUUCUUUGACCCGAGGAGACCUUCAGUGGCUGCAUUUUUGCAUUUCUUGACAGGUCUGAUGUUGUAUGGGUAUUUGAUACCAAUAUCAUUGUAUGUUUCCAUCGAGAUUUGCAAGGUUUUACAAAGCAUUUUCAUUAACCAAGACCAGGCUAUGUAUGAUGAGGAAACCAAGAGGUCAGCACAUGCACGGACAUCUAAUUUGAACGAGGAACUUGGUCAGGUCUGCACUAUACUCUCCGACAAAACCGGAACUUUGACAUGUAACUCGAUGGAGUUUGUGAAAUGCUCAAUUGCUGGCACUGCCUAUGGUCGUGGCAUGACUGAGGUUGAAAUUGCAUUGGCUAGGAAAAGAGGUGAGACAUUGGAUGAACAAAGGGAUAUUGAUACAGUGGAAUCUAGAGAACCUGUUAAGGGUUUCAACUUCCGAGAUGGACGCAUUAUGAACCGGAAAUGGGUGAACGAACCUAAUCGAGAUUACAUAGAAAAGUUCUUUAGGGUCUUAGCACUUUGCCAUACAGCCGUUCCCGAAGUACUAGACCCUGGUAAGAUUUUUUAUGAGGCUGAGUCACCAGAUGAAGCAGCAUUCGUCAUUGCUGCACGAGAAGUCGGUUUUCAGUUUUUCAAAAGGAAUCAAACCAGCAUACAACUGCGUGAACUGGAUCGUAGUAGUGGGGAAAUAGUUGACAGAGUAUACGAGCUUCUUCAUGUGUUGGAGUUCAGUAGUGCUCGUAGAAGGAUGUCCGUAAUAGUAAGGAACCCAGAAAGACAGUUAUUGCUCCUUGCUAAGGGGGCAGACAGUGUGAUAUUUGAAAGGCUUUCAGAAGAAGGACGGAUGUUCGAGGCGGAGACCAAAGAGCAUAUCGAAAGGUAUUCUGAGGCAGGAUUACGAACUUUGGCAGUCGCUUAUCGUGAGCUUGAUGAUGAUGAGUAUAAAAGAUGGGAACAAGAAUAUGUGAAGGCCAAAACUUCUGUAAGUGCCGAUAGAGAUGAUUUGCUGGAUGAGAAGGCUGACAUGAUUGAAAGGGGUUUAAUUCUUCUUGGUGCUACAGCUAUUGAAGACAAACUACAAAAGGGGGUCCCAGACUGUAUUGACAAGCUUGCACAGGCUGGGAUCCAUAUAUGGGUUUUGACUGGUGACAAGAAGGGAACUGCUAUUAAUAUCGGGUAUGCAUGCAGUCUGCUAAGACAUGGAAUGAAAGAGAUUUUGGUCAUACUUGAAAAGCCCGGAAUUGAGGCCAUCGAAAGGGAUAAGGAAGAAUUCGCAAAGGCUUAUAAAAUUGUAGAAAAGCAAAUAGACGAAGGAAUAUCUCAAGUAACUGGCGAAAGCAACACCCAGUUUGGUUUGAUUAUUGAUGGCAAGUCCUUGAUUUUUGCUCUGGACAAGAACCUCAUAAUACGCUUUAUGGAGCUAGCAAUGAAAUGUGCUACUGUUAUAUGCUGUCGAUCUUCCCCAAAACAAAAAGCUAUUGUUACUAGAUGGGUGAAAUCCAAAACAGGUAGAACGACACUAGCAAUUGGUGAUGGUGCAAACGAUGUUGGCAUGAUUCAAGAGGCUGAUAUUGGAGUUGGCAUCACUGGUGUCGAAGGGAUGCAGGCUGCGAUGUCAAGUGAUUUUUCGAUUGCACAAUUUCAUUUUCUGGAACGUUUAUUAUUAGUGCAUGGCCAUUGGUGUUACAGGCGAAUAACAAUGAUGAUAUGCUACUUUUUCUACAAGAACAUCACUUUUGGAUUUACUUUGUUUUGGUUCGAGGCCUACUCUUCUUUCUCUGCUCAGCCAGCUUAUAAUGAUUGGUACAUGUCAAGCUACAAUGUCUUAUUCACUUCACUUCCGGUAAUCGCUCUUGGUGUUUUCGAACAGGAUUUUUCAGCCCGACACUGCCUUAAGUAUCCUUCAUUAUACAAAGAGGGCAUAGACAAUGUCCUCUUCCGCUGGAUCCACAUACUCGGCUGGAUGUUUAAUGGAGUUCUUAGUUCCGUAAUUAUAUUCUUCUUAACUACCAACUCAAUAACUGGUCAAGCAUUCCGCAAAGAUGGUCAAGUUGCCGAUUAUUCGAUUCUUGGGCUGACAAUGUAUACAUGUGUUGUUUUGGCGGUAAAUUGCCAAAUGGCACUCUCCAUCAAUUACUUCACAUGGAUCCAGCACCUCUUCAUAUGGGGCAGCAUUACCUUGUGGUUUAAAUUCUUGUUGGUUUACGGUUCGAUUCCACCGACAUUAUCUACAACGGCAUACAAGGUUUUCAUUGAAGCUUGCGCUCCAAGCAUUCGAUAUUGGCUCACCAUCAUCCUCGUUGUUAUUGCCACACUACUACCUUUGUUUUCCUAUAGGGCUUUUCAGACUCGGUUUCAACCUAUGGUGCAUGAUAGUAUACAAACACGAAGGCCGUAAGAAUUGAGCAUGAUAUGGCUGAAACAAGAUUGUCGGUAAGCAUAGGUACUGACUUUGCCUUAACAGAUUCAGAUCAGAGUCUGAAGGUAAGGAUUAGGGUUACUUUUUUCUCGGUGUUGGUUUUAAGUAUAGGUCAAUAUGAGAGCAUGAAGAUCAGAUGAAAUGGAACCCGAACAUUUGAUUUAUUGAUCUCGCAUAUUUGUAAUUAUUAUUAUUCUUUCAUAAGCUUAACUUUUAAGUGUUAAAUGAAGGUGAUGAUGAAUUCUUCAAUUUUUUUCAACAAUCAAAAUGAAA
Messenger RNA from Gossypium arboreum, 3504 nucleotides. RefSeq names its product probable phospholipid-transporting ATPase 8. Gene Ontology annotation, biological process: phospholipid translocation. Gene Ontology annotation, cellular component: plasma membrane. Gene Ontology annotation, molecular function: ATP binding; ATP hydrolysis activity; ATPase-coupled intramembrane lipid carrier activity. The transcript has 13 exons. The coding region runs from base 1 to 3210 and encodes 1069 amino acids. The record is from RefSeq and is a predicted model, not a curated record. NCBI's taxonomy places the organism in Eukaryota, Viridiplantae, Streptophyta, Magnoliopsida, Malvales, Malvaceae.